AUGGAAGACUUUAUUGCUGCCAACAAUCUGGUUUUACACAAUACUGCUGAUGCGCCACCAACAUUUGAUCGCAUACAUGCACAGGGCUGGCCGGAUUUGACUAUUUCAUCAUUCUCCAUAGCACAAAAACAUUCAAAACUGCUAAUUACAUCUCCUGAUCUUUCCAACCAACAUACAGCUGCUACUUUUCAGAGUAUUUUAAACUCGGUUAUAUACCAAGACUCUCUGGAAGAUGAUACAGCUAGUCACACACAAAUGAGAAUUAACAACAGUACACCUCCAACACCAUCCGACGUCCACUUUACCAUUAUGGAGGCCUUCAAAGUUGGACAAGUUGUAUUAUUCCUUAAAAAGAACCGCAACCCUCAAGACCCUUCGGCCUAUCGCCCUAUAUGCUUGCUACCAUCCCUGGGGAAAAUUUUUGAAAAAUUGAUCAUGAAUCGUCUUCGCCAUCAUCUACACUCUGGAAAUUAUCUGCAUCCACGCCAGUAUGGAUUCCGCACAGGAUUCUCUACGUUACAUGCAUUAAAUGAUAUACAAAAGGCCAUCUAUGACAACCGUAACCAUGGCUAUCACACGGCUCUAGUCAGCAUUGACAUAAAAAGUUUUUGA
Molecule: messenger RNA, 612 nt
Organism: Stegodyphus dumicola
Lineage: Eukaryota; Metazoa; Arthropoda; Arachnida; Araneae; Eresidae
Source: RefSeq, a predicted model, not a curated record